UCUGAUUAUGCAUAAAUGUAUGUAUUUUUUUCUAAUUUAUUUAUUUGGUUGUUCACAUUUAGGGCUGAUUACUGGAAAUCGCAGCCAAAGAAAUUCUGUGGUUACUGCAAGUGCUGGAUAGCAGACAACAAACCUAGCAUUGAAUUUCAUGAAAGGGGAAAGAACCAUAAGGAAAAUGUGUCCAAGAAAAUUAGCGAGAUUAAAAAGAAAAGUAUGGAAAAGGCAAAGGAAGAAGAAAAAAUGUCAAAGGAAUUUGCAGCAAUGGAGGAGGCUGCACUGAAAGCAUAUCAAGAGGAUCUGAAAAGGCUUGGACUUAAUUCAGAUUCUACAGGUCCCAGUUCAACGCUAAGUAAACAGGAGGAAAAGGAAGAAAAGAAAGAAAAAAAGGAAAAGAAAAAAAAGCGAAAAGAUACCUUAGAAGCACCAUCAUACAAAGUAAAGAAAUGGGUGCAAGGACUUUCCCCUGAGGGUUACACAUAUUACUACAAUAAUGUAACAGGAGAAUCUCAGUGGGAGAAGCCCGAAGGAUUUCAAGGCAACUUUCGAAACUCACAAAUGAUGGGAGCAUGGGUGGAAGGAGUCAGUGAAGAUGGUCAGAUUUACUAUUACAAUACAGAAACAGGAGUAUCAACAUGGGAAAAGCCUGAUGGUUUUGUUUCACCUUCGUAUGAGAGCAAUAAAGAUGACAAUCAUCCUGAAGAACACACCACAGCAGAUUCAGAGGGAUCUGAAUCAGAUACUGAGGCAGGUGGUAAUAAAAGUGAAGUAAAAAAGCCAAAAGCCAACUUAAAGGUGAAAAGAGACAGUGAUGAAGAAACAGAGGAAGAGAAGCCUCCCAAAGUUAAAAAGACAAGCCCGUAUGGAGAGUGGCGGGAAGUUAAACAAGAAACUGAUGUUGCUCAGGAGGAGGCCCCAUCGGUUCCACAAGCCACCUCCCACAAUGUAUCGAAAAAGACAAACCCCUAUGGAACCUGGGAGGCAGUUACAAAAAAGGAAGACCCAUAUGAAAAAGUGGACCUGGAGCUUCCCAAUAUAGAGAGUGACUUUAUACCUCUGCCAGUGCUGCAGGCUCCAGAGGAUGCAAAAAUGAUAUUUAAAGAAAAAACAGUCACUUCCCUUGGAGACCUGACGGAAGAGGUGCCAAUCUUCAAAAAGAGAAGAUUUGAAAAUGGAAAAUCUAGAAACUUACGACAAAGACCAACUGAUCAAUAACAAUUUAACAGAGCAUUUCAGAUGCUGUUUAAAAGAGAGAGGAUCAAAAGUUACUAUUUUAAACAAGACUUUUUUAAAGAAAAUGUUGGCUAGAAGUUAAGACUUUAUAGUUCUUUAAAAAUGUAUGGAAUGUGAAUUGUAAUACUUUUUUAAUUUUUAUGUUGAUGUGAUUAUAUUUUGGUUUCUGAAUGGAGAGUUGUACAAUUUAUGCAGUGUUGUAAAUACAUUUAUUUUUUAUUUUAACCCUGUUACCUGAAUUCAAUUUGCUCAAUAUGUACUACUUAAAAUACAAUAUAAUAUAAAAGUGUUUGACUCCUCAACUAGGUAUAUGGGAAUACAUCAAGGCAUAAUUUGGAAAAAUAUGGUACUGAAAGUGUGUGUGAACAUGAGGCAGUAAUCCACUGGUAACUAUGUACUAGAAAGUAGAAUUAAGACAUAAUAUGAUAUAAGCAGAAUGGACUUCUAGCAAAUGUGCUUUGAUUUAAUGGUCACAAAAUUGAAGAUGAUGCAAGUGCAACCACUCCAAGCACAGUGGGAGAUGUGUGUUCUAACUCAAGUUAAUGGAACACAAUACUGCAUGUAUAUGAAAAAUAUAUUGCAAGUACACAGAGA
Molecule: messenger RNA, 1824 nt
Organism: Pelodiscus sinensis (Chinese soft-shelled turtle)
Lineage: Eukaryota; Metazoa; Chordata; Testudines; Trionychidae
Source: RefSeq, a predicted model, not a curated record